This is a messenger RNA of Rubroshorea leprosula, 1075 nucleotides long. Lineage: Eukaryota; Viridiplantae; Streptophyta; Magnoliopsida; Malvales; Dipterocarpaceae. The record is from the annotation of a GenBank genome assembly.
UCUUCUUUCUCUUUCUUCUUCCGUCAGAGUAAGUUGAUACCCCUCCGAAUAUUGCCAUCAACAUUCAACACAAGAACAGUGUCUUCAUUCCUGCCGGCGAACCAUGGAAUCAAAAUUUCAUCUUCUCUUCUCCAAUCAUCGGCGUUCUGUUCAUCUUCCCACCCCACUAACGAGAAGAAGGUCAAUUACAAGGUGAACUUCUCCCUUUCCGAUUCUGACUCAGACUCAGAUGACGAUACCAGCACCGUCGUCGGGUCUAGCCAGCGAGAAGUUGUCAAGUCAAAUCUCCCUCCCCCUUACGACCCCUUCAACAAGAAGCCUGCCAUCGAAGAACCCGAAGACCCCACAAACCUUCAAGAGAUUUUUCACAAGAUGAAGACAGAUGGGUUGAUGAACAAUGCAGUUAAGAUGUUCGACGCAUUGUCUACGGACGGAUUGACCCACGAGGCUUUGGAGCUUUUCUCCCAGAUUAAGGAUGAGGGUCAUAUGCCGGACGUGGUGGCUCACACUGCCGUAAUCGAAGCCUACGCCAAUGCUGGCCAGUCCAAGGAGGCUCUCAAGGUGUUCUUGCGCAUGUUGUCCUCUGGGGUGGCUCCUAAUGCCUAUACUUACACCGUUCUCAUCAAGGGUCUUGCUGCUGAUGCUAAACUUGGGGAUGCCAAGAAGUAUCUAACGGAGAUGAUGGACAAAGGGAUGCGCCCCAAUGCUGGUACCUAUACUGCAGUAUUUGAGGCCUUUGCGAGGGAACAGAAGAUGGAUGAAGCUAACGAAUUCCUGCAACUGAUGAAGGCCAAGGGGUUUGUACCGGAGGAGAAGGCUGUGAGGGAAGCUCUCAACAACAAGAGGGGUCUGGUAUUCCGAAAUGUCAUCAACAUUCUCUUUGACAAAUGAUUCAAGACAUGCAUGAUCAUGAUGAAAGUCUGCUUUUGUUCUAUACGCGAUACUUGAACAGCUAUCUCUUGUUACUUUCUUGAUUUCAUGUUUGCUAAAGAGAUUAGUCAGUUAAGCUUCUGUGAUGAUCUUCAAUGUUGAGUUCAUCUUCAACCUUAAUGUCAAAUGAAAUUCUGAAUUUGAU